Molecule: messenger RNA, 1500 nt
Organism: Aspergillus aculeatus ATCC 16872
Lineage: Eukaryota; Fungi; Ascomycota; Eurotiomycetes; Eurotiales; Aspergillaceae
Exons: 3
Coding region: 1-1500 (499 amino acids)
Molecular function (GO): protein binding
Source: RefSeq, a predicted model, not a curated record
AUGUCUUACAAUCUCACCGGCAAGAACAUACGCACCGACCAAGGCGCCCGUCGUCCCUAUCGCGCUGAACGGGGACGAGCAAUGCGCCGCAUCGCCCCAGCAGAACCACCCGGCCCUUCGACCACAUGUCUGCACGAAUCUGCACCACCUCCUGACGGUAGAAAAUCUCCGUUGCAUGCAAUCCCUCCAAGAACCGCGUCGUCUGCCACCCAGAAUCGUGAAACCGCCUCGCCCAGAAUGCCUUCUGCGCCUCCACCGGCCGCCGAUGGAUCUCCGCCGUCUCCGCCGUCUCUUCUCGGAGAGAAUGAGAUACACCUGCGAUUCCGUCUCGCUAUGCUAGGGGUCCGGUGGCGCGUGGACGGGUGGCUGCGGCUGCGGUUGCGGUGGCAGCAUCGCCCGUCGGAGGCGCGAACUCUGCCCGUCCGCGCCCACCAGCAGGUCGAAGGUCGCGAUGAGGUGGUCGAGGUGCUCCUCGCGUAUAGCGCCGAGGUAUCGCCGGCGCAAGCACAGAAAUAUUCUCUGAAGCCCUUCCUUCAGGCUGUUGUCAAGGGCUCAGAGAGCAUGGUCUCUCUGUUCCUGCUUGCUGGAGCAAAUCCCAACGAGCAAGAUCAAAGAGCUCGGUAUGGUGACUCCACCAUUUCUCCGGCGUUAACGUAUGCCAUUCCACUCGAGCGCAUCCUUCGCCGCCUGCUUGCCGCGGCGGCUGACCCCACCGCUGUUAACGACAGCAAUGACUCGGUUAUAUCCCAUGCCCUAGUCUCCGGCCAGACCACUGUCAUCCAGAUACUGAUUGACGAGGGCCUCGACUUCUCGCGUCAUUUGGGUCGCUUCCACCUGUCGCACGCAGCCGUCCGCGGCGGCCGCGCAGUCCUCGAUCUUCUCGUCAACACCGGGAAAUGGGAUUUCUUGCUCUCGCCGGUCCAUGUCGACCCCAUCACCUGCGAAAAAGCGCUCAAGGUUGCGGCCGAGACCGCACAGGUCGAGACCCUGCAGUGGCUGCUGGAUCGAGGCUUCCUGCCAGUACGGCACCCGCUGUUGUUGGCACGUACUGUUAAUCUGCGGAGUCCUGCGGCGCUUACCGAUGCUGCCGAUGAGAAAGCCGCGGCCACUUUGGAUCUUCUUCUCCGGGCCGGUCUGGAUCUCGAUGCGCAAAUCUCCUACGGAACCCCGCUAAUGAAUGUGGGCUCACAUUAUUACGCGUGGGGAGAGCCACAACGAUUCCGCAUGCGCGCGCGGAUGCUGCUCGAUCGCGGUGCCACUUUGUUACCACCGAAAAGCCUUCCGCAGGCGACGCGCUACAGAUAUCCCGCGCGCAAUGCCGUCGGUCACCAUCCGGAACUCAACGUGAUGACCUUUCAGGAGCUAGAGGCACGUUGUGAGCCGUGGUCCGUGGUCGAACAUCUGUUCAGGUCGGCGGAAUAUAAGGCAAGCCUGCGCCACGAUUGGGGCCAUAUACGGGUAGUAAGACAGUACUCGUGGCGAGUUCGAUAUCCUGUUUGA